Scaptodrosophila lebanonensis is the source of this 1942-nucleotide messenger RNA. RefSeq lists its product as uncharacterized. NCBI's taxonomy places the organism in Eukaryota, Metazoa, Arthropoda, Insecta, Diptera, Drosophilidae. The transcript is spliced from 3 exons. The record is from RefSeq and is a predicted model, not a curated record. The coding region runs from base 65 to 1885 and encodes 606 amino acids.
UUAGUUUAAAUAAAAAUUAGAUCUUAGUUUUAUUGAAGAGAUAAAUUUUCGUGUUUAUAAGAAAAUGUCGCAACAAGGCAGAUUUUCAGGUGGCGCUUGCUGUAGCUCUCCGCGUUGCCCCAAAGACUCACAGCCCGUCUGUAAGCCCCCGGAGGAGCCCUGCGCGGACAAGUUAGUUAACCUCACGGCCGAUUAUCCCAUUUCGCGUCGCAAUUGCGUCAUCUUCGGCGGUCAUGAUGAGCCCUACUAUCCACCCUUCGAUCCCAAGGAAUGUCUACGAGGUCGCCGAUCCAAGUACGAUAACUCCUUGGGUCAUCCAGUUGGGGUAGUUGCGGGUCUGGUACCCAGCAAGCCGGGUGUGCCCAAUGUUGAGCUGAUGCGCUACGCGGGAAACCUCAAAGGCUUUGCCGUUACCUAUUUUACACGACGCAACGAGUGGCAGCCAGAGCUCAUUGAUCACAUUUGCGUGGAGGGUCAAGUUCUGUUUGCUGAUUCGGAAACUAUGGAUAAUCCAAACGGGACGCUACGACCAGAAGUGUACGACGAGAACGAACAAAGAAUAACACGCCACUUUAAAGUAAAUGAUUAUGAGUUUGCCAUUGAACUGGAGGUGCCUUUUGAGCUGAGCCCCUAUUCCAACACUGUGGCAAACUUGCGACCCAUAAUGCGAGCCUUCUUUCGCAAAGCCCACUUCGGAGUGUUCUGGACUCCCAAUUGGUAUUUGCUGAUCUGGCGCGACAAGGGCAUCUGGAUGGUGUUGGACUUGAAUGGACGCGACAAGGACACAUUGAGAUCUAAUCAUGACAGCGGGUUUCCUAUGCUGCUUGUGCUAAAGUCGAUGGACAAUGUAAUAUAUUUAAUCAAGAAUGAGAGUAAUCUAGAGCCCACAGAUACUUUUAAACUGCGAGAAAUUUUGGUAGUAAGAUUGGUCACACCCGGUGGCCAGAGCCAGGAACGGGAGCAUGGCACGCGCAUUAGUGAGUUCGAUGUAAUUGCUUCGGACUAUGCUUAUCUCAAGUCAAAUUUGCAUCUAACACUUAAUCCAAAAGAUGCGCUACGUAAUCGUAGCGCUCUACCGGUAGCUGUUGCUACAGCCCUAGCUUCCAAGAUAGAUCAUCCGGCCACGUGGGACCAGAAGACAUAUGACAAAGUCAUGUGCUACGGCGUCAACAUGUGCAAGAACUGUUGGGACCCUUGCAUAGAUCUCAAUCAGCCGCUGGAUCUGGAUACAUUUCCUCGCCAAAUCCGCAUGGGCCAGUUUGUGGGCGAGGUACUGCUUUCUCCCAACGUGUAUGAAGGCUGGUGGAAGUGUGUACCUAUGUACAAGUAUAAUGACUUUCACCUAAUGCUGGAGAAGGCGCUGGAUGAAAACGACUAUGUCAUCUUCCAGAUCAACAACCAAAUGUAUUCGUUAUGGAAGAAGGGUGACUUUAUAUAUUUGAUGGAUCCCUACAGACAUCACAUUGUUGGCCGCAUACUCGAGGAGGGUGAGGAUCCGAAAAGUGCUUCGGUGCGCAUGUUUGGAAACAUGGAUCGCCUGUUAAGCGUAUUCCAUCAGAUACUCCUCGAGUCUAAUCGCUCAGCCAUCUUUCACAUUCACACUCUCAAGAUCCGCAAUAUCACAGAGUGUCCACCAGGCACUGCGCCUGCUUUAUUGCCUCCCGACGAAGAGGUUGAGGUGCAGUCGUUGAACGAGACUAUAUUAUUUGAUGAGAACUAUGAUAAAUGCUUGGACGAACUGGGCGAGAUCAGCGACUAUGACGAAGACUUGGCCUCGGAAAUCGAGCCAAUCGAGGAGGUCAGCUCAUCCGAAGAAAUGGUCGAAGAGGAAGAAGGCGGCGAGGCUGGUCCGGCCGAGGGUGGAGACGAAGAGGAGGAUGACUAGUAUUACUAUGACAUUUUUACGCAUACAAAAUUCUAUAUUAUAUAUAAAUUUAAUGUA